AUGCAAUAUCAACACAUUUCUGCAUUUGCAGGAGUUGCUGUUUCUCAGGACUGGGAUGUAUAUUACACACCAAAGUCUAUCUGUGCUCUAAAGGGAUCUACAGUGACCAUGGGCUGCAGAUACACAUAUCCAGCUGGUUACACAGUUGAGAGAGGUAUCUGGAGCAGAGAGUUGGUUACAGAUAAAGAGCCUCCUGAUCUGACUUCAGACCCAAAGUACAGCGGCAGGGUUCAGUACCUCGGAGACACAUUGCGUGACUGCAGUCUCAGACUGAGUGAUGUGACAGAACAGGACCAAGGCAAAUACUACUUCAGAUUUAUAACAACAUUUGCUGGAGGAAAGUAUCAAGGUCAAGAUGGAGUUGACCUUUCUGUCACAGAGCUCGAGGUACAGAUUCCUGAUAGAGUGAUUGAAGGAGAUGCAGUCACUCUCACCUGUAAAACCAGGAACAGACUGAGUGGCAAUACAACAUUUAUCUGGUACAAAAGUGGACGUCGUUUAUCCUCCUCCACUAACCUGCUCCGUCUGCCAUCAGUCAGUCAGAGCGAUGUAGGCAGAUACAGCUGUGCUGUACAAGAUAGUCAGUCCUGUGAUGUCACUCUUGAUGUCCAGUAUCCUCCAAAGAGAGUCUCAGUGUCCAUCAGACCCUCUGGUAAGAUAGUAGAGGGCCGUUCAGUGACUCUGACCUGCAGCAGUAAUGCUAAACCACCUGCACAGAACUACACCUGGUAUAAGGGAGCAUCCUAUAUCAGAAGAGGAAAAACCUACACCAUCAACAAGACCAGCUCUGAGGACAGUGGAAAUUACACGUGCCGGGCUGGAAAUGAACAUGGACAACAGUCCUCUACUGCUGUGUCUCUGAAUGUCCUGUCUUCUCCAAAGAGAGUCUCAGUGUCCAUCAGUCCCUCUGGUGAGAUAGUGGAGGGCAGUUCAGUGACUCUGACCUGCAGCAGUGAUGCUAACCCACCUGUGCACACCUACACCUGGCAUAAAGGAACAUCCUAUAUAGGAACGGGAAACACCUACACCAUCAACAAGAUCAGCUCUGAGGACAGUGGAGAAUACAAGUGCAAGUCCAGUAAUCGAUACGGAGAGAAAUACUCUGAUGGAGUGACUUUAAAUGUUUUGUAUCCCCCUAAGAAUGUCUCAGUGUCCAUCAGUCGCUCUGGUGAGAUAGUGGAGGGCAGUUCAGUGACUCUGACCUGCAGCAGUGAUGCUAACCCACCUGUGGAGUAUAGCUGGUUUAAAGGAACAUCACCUAAAAGUAAUGGAAAAACCUACACCUUUAGAACCAUCAGCUCUGAGGACCGUGGAGUGUAUAAAUGCAAGUCUAGCAAUCAACAUGGAGAGAAAUAUUCUGAUGAAGUUACUAUAAAGGUUUUGUAUCCUCCAAAGAGAGUCUCAGUGUCCAUCAGUCCCUCUGGUGAGAUAGUGGAGGGUAGUUCAGUGACUCUGACCUGCAGCAGUGAUGCUAACCCACCUGUGGAGACCUACACCUGGUUUAAAGGAACAUCCUAUAUAGGAACAGGACAAUCUUACAUCAUUAACAGGAUCAGCUCUGAGGACAGUGGAGAAUACAAGUGCAAGUCCAGUAAUCAACACGGAGAGAAAUACUCUGAUGGAGCAACUUUAAAUGUUUUGUAUCCCCCUAAGAAUGUCUCAGUGUCCAUCAGUCCCUCUGGUGAGAGAGUGGAGGGCAGUUCAGUGACUCUGAACUGCAGCAGUGAUGCUAACCCACCUUUGCAGAACUACACCUGGUAUAAGGUGGAUGAAAGCUCACCUGUAGGAUCUGGACAGAGUUACAGCUUCACUCUGAGGUUCAGCAACAGUGGAACGUUUUACUGCGUGGCUCAGAAUAAAUAUGGGAAUCAGACAGCAGCUGCAGUGGCUCUCACUCUAAAUGGGGGCACAAGUGUAGUUCUGUAUGUAGUUCUUGGAGUGACAGUUGGAUGUGGAUGUUUAUUUGCCAUCAUUGGUGUUUUAUGUAUGAGGAGAAAGAGAAGAGGAGGUUCAGCUGAUGAUACCAAGUCUGGUCAGAAUGUUCACUCCAGUCCUACUGAAGACACGUACACAGCUCUUGAUCUUCAGACCAGGUCCUCCAGUGAAGUGUAUGACACACUUGGAAACAUUUACUGCAAUCCUACUGAAGACACGUACACAGCUCUUGAUCUUCAGACCAGGUCCUCCAGUGACGUGUACAGCACACUUGCAACGGAUCACCCGAGUCCUCCUGAUGACACGUACACAGCUAUGGAUUCUCAGUCCAUCUCUCCUGAUUACUACAAUUUACCAACUGCAAGAAAACAACAGUGAGAUCAUCAACAUCGACACCAUGUCAAGAGAGAGAGAGAGAGAGAGAGAGAGAGAGAGACAGAAGAUAGAUGACCAAUGCUAGUAUAGUUCUGUUUUUGAGCUGUGGAUCAAUAUUGAACUCUAUCUUUAAAUAGUUGAAGAGUGAGAGCUUUACAUUUAUGAACACAUAUAUAUAUUGAGAUUAACAACAGUGUGCAGGCAUUUUGAACCGUUCUGCUUUGCACCUAUGCAUCCUUUUUCUACGUGUGCUGUAUUUUUUUUUUUUCCUCUUUUUAAUUAGAGGUUUAUAUUUUUAUAUUUACCUGCUUAAGUAACACACUGUACUCAUGCUUCACUUAUUCUUUAAGCACAAAAAUGUGUGCUAUUAAGGAUUUACACAAUAAAAUCAAAUAUGAUGUAUAAUCUUUCAGCAUUUCAUGAGCAGUGAGGUAAUACCGUGUCCAGAGAGCCGUCACAUGAAACACAGAGC
Messenger RNA from Pangasianodon hypophthalmus (striped catfish), 2782 nucleotides. RefSeq names its product B-cell receptor CD22. Bases 1 to 2313 code for a protein of 770 amino acids. The transcript is spliced from 13 exons. The record is from RefSeq and is a predicted model, not a curated record. NCBI's taxonomy places the organism in Eukaryota, Metazoa, Chordata, Actinopteri, Siluriformes, Pangasiidae.